Dipodomys ordii (Ord's kangaroo rat) is the source of this 1074-nucleotide messenger RNA. RefSeq names its product granzyme K (granzyme 3; tryptase II) (gene Gzmk). Lineage: Eukaryota; Metazoa; Chordata; Mammalia; Rodentia; Heteromyidae. The transcript has 5 exons. Gene Ontology annotation, molecular function: serine-type endopeptidase activity. The coding region runs from base 61 to 852 and encodes 263 amino acids. Gene Ontology annotation, biological process: proteolysis. The record is from RefSeq and is a predicted model, not a curated record.
UCUUCCUCAUUAGUUGAACCAAACUAGUUCAUCUGGAUUUCUUAAUUCUAAGUCAUAAAAAUGACUAUGUUUUCUUCCUUUUUGUUUGUCCUAAUAGCUGGGGCUUAUAUUACUCCAGAGUGUUUCAGUAUGGAGAUUAUUGGAGGAAGACAAGUGCGACCUCAUUCCAGGCCAUUUAUGGCUUCCAUCCAGUAUGAUGGCAACCAUGUUUGUGGUGGCGUCUUGAUCCACCCGCAGUGGGUGCUAACGGCAGCGCACUGCCAUUCUAGGUUUACCAAUGGCCAGACCCCCGCAGUGGUUUUAGGAGCACAUUCUCUUUCAAAGAAUGAGCCCUCCAAACAAACAUUUGGGAUAAAAAAAUUCAUACCAUUCUCAAGAUUGCCCUCAGAAGCUAAGUCGAAUGAUAUCAUGCUGAUAAAGCUUCACACAGCUGCAGAACUCAACAAGCAUGUCCAGCUACUCCCCCUAAGAUCCAAAAACUAUAUUAGAGAUGGAGCCAAAUGCCAAGUUACUGGCUGGGGAUCCACCAACCCAGAUUCGUUAACCAUCUCUGAUACCCUGCAAGAAGUCACCAUUACUGUCAUAAGUCGAAAACGGUGCAACAGCCAAAACUUUUACAACCACAAUCCUGUUAUAACUAAAGACAUGAUAUGUGCGGGAGAUGUGAGAGGCCAGAAGGAUUCCUGCCAGGGUGACUCAGGUGGCCCCUUGAUCUGCAAAGGUGUCUUCCAUGCUAUAGUCUCUGCAGGUCAUAAAUGUGGUAUUGCCAAGAAGCCUGGAAUCUACACCUUGCUAACCAAGAAAUACCAGGCUUGGAUCACCAGCAAGCUUGCCCCUUCUCAUGCACGUUGAAACUGAAAUGACUUUCUCACAUCUGCCAGGUUCUUGCUUCAUUUUUUUUCCCCAUGAUAUUCUCAGAGAAAUGGCAGGAUAUACACACAGCAGAGCACAGGCAGAGUAAAUUUGUGUACCCUGAAGACUCAGUUUAUUAAGAAAUCAAAUUCUUUCUCAUGUGUAUCACGGAUGUAUUUUUACCAUGUUGAUAUCAUUCUAAAUAAAAUUUAGAAGACUCUG